AUGACCGACCCCUUCUCGGCAGCCACAGGCGUGGCCGGGUUGAUCUCCCUAGCGGGAUUUGUGCUUGGACGGUGCUACCGCUACGGCUGUGGCGUGGCCGACGCCCCCAGCGAAGCAAAGAGACUCGUGUCCGAGGUGACCGGCCUCAGCGGCAUCUUGGUGGGUGUGCAAGGACUGAUCAAACAGAGCGAUCAAGCUGGAAAAGCAUUGGAGACGGUCUGUGCCGACUGCAAAGCCUCACUCGAGACAUUGGCUCUUAGGCUGCAAAAGCACUCGCCCGGAGCGAGCAAGUCGACACGCAAGCAAACAGUCAACCGUCUCCUCUGGCCGCUCCGACGGAGUGAGACAGAAGAACUCAUCAACGCCCUUGAGAGGCACAAGGCAUCUCUGUCGCUGGCGUUGGAUUCGUUAUCUGCGGAGGCUCUCACGAAUCAGCGCACGACCCUGGAUACCGUCUCGGACGCAGUGGCGGCAUUGUCAAGCGAUCUCAGGUCGAGCCAGGCCGCAGACGAGCGCCGCAACAUCCUGGAUUGGCUGUCUGACUAUGAGCACGAGGCUCAAUACCGUCGCGGGUUCCAGCUGUACUGCUCGCAGACCUGCAACUGGCUGCUCAACCACCCUGAAUUCCACAAAUGGUGCCAGAUGAGAUCGUCUCUUCUGUGGAUGCAUGGCCAAGCUGGAUCGGGGAAGACAGUGGCCACCAGUUAUCUCAUCCAUCAUUUGGCGAACGCGAACGUGAACGGUCCUCUACUGGCAUACUUCUACUACGAUGCCAGUACCAUCGAAAGUCUGACGCCAGAGACUUUCUUCGGCGCCAUCCUCAAGCAGUUCUGCGCCCAGCUGGCCCAGAUCCCGGAUGGCAUUGUCGACGCAUACCAGCGAGCAGCAAGUCGACUGGGAACUCCGAAGCAACCCAGCCCGAGCGAUCUAAAACGUCUUCUGCAGAUUGUUCUGGACGGCUCACGCGCGGCCGUUAUACUGAUCGACGGAUUGGAUGAAUCGCCCGACUAUCCGCCCGUGUGCGAUUUCCUCACAUCGACCGUCGCAGCCGGCCAAUCUCCCCUCCGCGUCUUCAUCAGCAGCCGGCCCGAAGUCGAUCUGCAGCGCCGUCUCCGGUCUUUUCAACACAUCCCCGUGCCAGAAUAUGCCGUGGAAGAAGAUAUAAGCGUCUACAUCAAAACCAGGAUCCACACCGACCCUAGACUGCGACGCAUGAGCGAGAAGAUGAAGGACUAUGUCGAACAAACGUUGCGACUGGGCUCUCAUGGCAUGUUCCGCUGGGUCCAAUGCCAACUAGACGAGAUUUCCCACCUCCGGACCGACGCGGCCGUCAAACGGGCUCUCCACAAGCUCCCGUCCAGCCUUGAAGGCUCGUAUCUGCGCAUCCUCCAAAAAAUCAACCGAGAAGACAUCAUCUUCGCCCGACGAACGAUGCUAUGGCUAGCAUACGCCUCUCACCCACUCACCCCGACCGAACUGGCAGAAGCCAUUGUUCUCGACCCCGAGUUCGACGACCUGGAUCCCGACGCGCAGCUCAAUGACCCCAACGACAUCCUCGAGAUCUGCGGCAGCCUGAUCACCUUCAGCACGGCGGCCAAAACGGCCCGUAUCGCUCACCACUCGGUACGCGAAUAUCUCACUGAGCGAGUCCACGCUUCAGCGUCAGCAACCGCGUCCACGAACUUGUCGUUAUCAUCAGAAUUCCACAUCCCGCCAACCACCUCGCACCGCACGAUCGCCCAAACAUGUCUCUCGUAUCUCCUCCUACCCGAAUUUUCCGCCGGCCCUCUCCACGAAGCCGACUUCCGCUGGACGCUAUCGCACUACCCGCUCCUGCGCUACGGGGCGCACAAAUGGCCGUUCCACGUACACAUGUCAGGCGCCGAAAGCCAACUAUUGCCCCUGAUCCGCAGACUGAUGACUGCAAGUCCCGGUUUUCUGUUCUGGCUACAACUCGUCCUCUACGAUUCCAACCACGGCUACGUCCCUCCCGGCGCCGACCUCGACCGAGCCCGCCCUCUGUACUAUGCUGCGUCGUACGGGCUGGCGGAAACGGUGCGCAGCCUGGUCGCCGACCCUAGUGUGGACUUGAAUGAACGGGCCGGCCGGUUCGGCGGCACGGCAAUGCAUGCUGCUGUGUGGAGAGAGCGGCCUGAGGCGCUGCGUGUCCUGGUCGAUGCCGGGGCUGAUGCCUCGGUGCGCGAUUUCAAUGGCGCCACGCCCGCAGAGAUGGCGCUGUGGAGUGGUCGGAGGGAGUUGUAUGAUAUUGUCGUCUCGUUGUCGGGAAAGGGUGUCGAAGGAGAAAGAGAAACAGACAGAGACCGGCAAAUAGACAGACAAACAGACGGAGAAACAGACAGAUACAGAGACAGAGAUGCCAGUCUGCAGUCACUGAUUGAGCGCGUGAUGCGUGAUCGUGAAAGAGCGCUCGCUGUGUCGUCGCGGCAGUAG
Capronia coronata CBS 617.96 is the source of this 2451-nucleotide messenger RNA. RefSeq lists its product as uncharacterized. The record is from RefSeq and is a predicted model, not a curated record. The coding region runs from base 1 to 2451 and encodes 816 amino acids. Gene Ontology annotation, molecular function: protein binding. NCBI's taxonomy places the organism in Eukaryota, Fungi, Ascomycota, Eurotiomycetes, Chaetothyriales, Herpotrichiellaceae. The transcript is spliced from 3 exons.